GUUAGGCAAAAAUCAGCUGACACGACCACUACAUGUCCAAGACCUAAGUUGUUCCUCUCGGGCCCCUGUUCUGCCUCUCGGGCCUCUAUGCUGCCUCACGGGCCCCCUGUGCUGCGUCCUCUACACCAGCACUCUUCACAUUGCUUGACCUUGUCUGUAUAUACAGGUAUUCAAAGCAGGUCUCUUCUCCUGCCACAGCUAUAGUACAUCUUUGUGUGGACCACUUGGACAAAAUGAGUGAAAUAGACUUGAUGCUGGCUAUCCAACUGCAGGCCAGGUUUGAGGAGGAGCUACGAGCUAGCCGUGAGAAGGAACAGCAGCUCAAGUCUAAAGUAGCAGCGCCAGCUCAAGGAUCCACUACAAACAAAUGGAAAACUGGUGGAAUACUAGAUGAAUCCCCACAAGAAAAGUUGUCUGUAUCUCUCAUUGAUCCAUCAUGGGAGAUGAUUGAUCCAAACCCAGAUAUUCACAUGCUUUUCCUCACAUUUAAUGACCAGUUCUUCUGGGGACGAUUGUUAGGGGUGGAGGUCAAAUGGAGUCCAAGGAUGACCCUGUGUGCUGGAGUGUGCAGCUAUGAAGGUCGUGGGGGACUGUGUUCUGUCCGUUUGUCUGUGCCAUUACUGAAGCUCCGCCCUCGCAAAGAUCUCAUUGAAACUCUACUGCACGAGAUGAUCCAUGCUUAUCUCUUUGUGACUGCCAACAAUAGGGACCGUGAAGGCCAUGGUCCUGAGUUUCAUAAACACAUGUAUCGAAUUAAUGGUGUAGCAGGAACCAAAAUUUCGGUUUUUCACUCUUUCCAUGAUGAAGUAGACGUGUAUCGGCAACACAUUUGGCAGUGCAAUGGACCCUGCAAAACAAGGCGGCCCUACUUUGGCUUGGUAAAGCGAGCCAUGAACCGAGAACCUGGGCCACGUGAUCCCUGGUGGGAACGCCACCGUCAGUCAUGUGGUGGAGUUUACACAAAAAUUCAGGAACCUGAAGGAUAUUCUGAUAAGAAUAAAAAGUCUCUCGCAGCAGAUUCAAAAAAGAAACCUGAUAACUGUGGUGACAUUAGAAAAUUUAUUGAAUUCAAAGGGAAAGGAAAUACCCUUAAUAGUGAUGCCCCAGAAUCAUCAUGUAUUUCCAAGCCAGCUCCUUCCAGCAAAAAGGAAAUGGGUGUGAAAAGUGUUAAUGAGAGAAACACUGUUUUAAAAGAAAACAUGCCAGUCUUUGGUGUAAAAAACAAAUCCAGUGACAAAGGAAGUGGAGAUUCAUUUAGCAGUGGCGGUGCAAAACCCAAAAAUAUACACGGUCUAGGAAGUACAAGCUCAGGACCAGUGAAGCAGGUUAGUGUUGACAAUGCUAGUAAAUCAAAGGUGUAUGGAUUUGGCGGAACAUCUCCAGCCAAAAAGAAGCCCCGUAAUGCACCAAAACAGUCUAACAUGGGAAACGCAUCUGCAAAGGCUGUGGGGAAACCCAAUGGUGGUUUUGGAAGUGCUCUUGCUGUGCGAGGCGGUGGUUCAAGAACAAUUACAGUGAAGGGAAAGCUGCCAGUGAAAACAGAAACCCAGGUAAAUGAUGGACAUAAAAUGGAAAGUGCCACAUCAGUGCCAACUGUAUUCCAGGGACAAGGCUUCAGCCUUGGAGGGCCGAGCACUGGCAUAUCCAGGCUUUUGUCCCUCACUAGCUCAUCAGAUCAUUCCACCUUUACUUCUGCUUCUAUUUCUCCAACUGAAACUGAAAUUCUUUCAGACACAGAAGAAACUUCCAGUCUUGAGAAAGCUCAAAAUCAUAGACAGAAUCCUUGGAUCUCAAGAUCACCUGCAAAGAGAAAUCGUUUUAUUCAAGGAGAUAAAACACCUUCAAGUUUCAACAAACCUCUUGGUAGUUCCUCUGCAUCUAACCAGUCAGACUAUAGUUCAGAUGAUCUCAAUAAAUGUCCUGUAUGUAACAAAUCUUUCUCCAAAUGGAAGAUUAAUCAACACCUUGAUGAAUGCAUUGGAAAGGUUGAUGAUGAAGACAGUUGGAGUGCCAGAAAUAAAAAUAAUUCAAGUUUGAAGAGACAUUUAAGUCAAAAUGUGAAGAAAGAGAAUGUAUUCACUUCAGAGGAUGAUGAACUUGAACAAUUUGCACAGAGUAGUGCUUGCAGUGCUUCAAAGACAGAGAGGGGGGAGAGAGAAACAGAGGGAAGCACCAGUGAGACGUGUCCAGAAGAAUUGUUCCCCUGCCCCGUUUGUAAUGAGUUCUUCUCAGAGUUGAAUAUUAAUCCACAUUUGGAUAAACACUUCUAAAGAGUGUAUAGUAAGGAUUUAUAUAUAUAUUGAUUUAUACAAAAAAUAAUAGGGGUGGUAGGAGAGGAAAAGAUUAAAGUAUUCAGUGAGAAUCUACAAGGUCUUCUCUGAACACACUUUAUUUUCAUCUUCGAGGAUGAGGGUCCCUUUAAUUACACCAGUGGUGGUACCCCUAAAUAAAUAAAUUUAUAUAUAAUAUAUAUAUAUAUAUAUAUAUUAUAUAUAUAU
This is a messenger RNA of Procambarus clarkii (red swamp crayfish), 2498 nucleotides long. The record is from RefSeq and is a predicted model, not a curated record. Lineage: Eukaryota; Metazoa; Arthropoda; Malacostraca; Decapoda; Cambaridae.